This is a messenger RNA of Scomber scombrus (Atlantic mackerel), 3819 nucleotides long. RefSeq names its product TOX high mobility group box family member 2 (gene tox2). The coding region runs from base 13 to 1716 and encodes 567 amino acids. Gene Ontology annotation, molecular function: chromatin DNA binding. NCBI's taxonomy places the organism in Eukaryota, Metazoa, Chordata, Actinopteri, Scombriformes, Scombridae. Gene Ontology annotation, cellular component: nucleus. Gene Ontology annotation, biological process: regulation of transcription by RNA polymerase II. The record is from RefSeq and is a predicted model, not a curated record. The transcript is spliced from 10 exons.
GCGGACUCUGAGAUGGACGUCAGAUUUUAUCCAGCUCCCCCUUCAAGCGUGGGUUCAUGUACGUUACCGACUGACUCCGGUUUGGACUAUUACCACUCCAACAAGAACAGAUACGCUGCUGCAGAUCGAGGUGUGAGGCUGUACAGUUCCCUGCCCAUGCGCCCGAACCCUGACGGCAAGAGACUGCCCUCUACUGGGUUUGAUGGUGACAACAUGUACAUGAAUGAAAACAACCAUGACUUUCUCCCACCAAACCAGAACUACACAGGUCAGAGUGGUGGCGGCGGGGGAGGAGGCGGAGGUGGUGGCACAGGCAGUGGAAAUGGAGCCGGGGACGAAGACUAUGAGAUCCCCCCCAUCACUCCACCUAACCACCCCGAGCCUCCUCUUCUUCACCUGAUGGAGCACGAGUCUACAGGCUACCUUUGCCACUCGCUGCAACACAAUGGGCUCAUCAACCCGUAUUCCUACCCCGAGCUGCCCACACUCAUGAUGUCUAACAUGCUGGCACAGGACAGCCACCUCGUCUCCAGCCAAAUGCCCUCGAUGCAGGAGAUGGCUUUGCACCACCACCAACAGCAACACCAUCACCAGCACCCAGACGGCGCUCAUUAUGACCCCGCCCGUAACCACCCCCUGAUAAACAACUCACCUCCGAUACUGCCCAACCCCAUGAGCGCACUGUCCCAGCUAAACCCUCAGGUCAGCCGGAGUGCAAUGCCUCAUGGUUCCCCCUCACCUCCCGGAAGUAAAUCGGCCACACCCUCCCCCUCAAGCUCCAAUCAGGAAGAGGAGAGUGAUCCUCAUUUGAAGAUCACGGGCGAGAAGCGGCCGUCUUCAGAGAUGGUGAAGCCCAAGCCCAAACCCCAGAAAAAGAAGAAGAAGAAGGAUCCCAAUGAGCCUACAAAGCCUGUGUCAGCCUACGCCUUGUUCUUCAGAGACACCCAGGCAGCCAUUAAAGGACAGAAUCCCAACGCCACCUUUGGAGACGUAUCCAAGAUAGUAGCCUCCAUGUGGGAUGGACUUGGAGAGGAGCAGAAACAGAACUACAAGAGGAAAACAGAGGCUGCUAAGAAGGAGUACCUGAAAGCCCUGGCCGCCUACAGAGCCAGUCUGGUUUCCAAGACAUACAAUGACCCCGUGGAGACAAAAAGUGCCCAAACAGGCCAGGCUUCUCCACAUAUGAUGCCAGCCAACCCACCCAUGUACAGCGUGCCACCCCCUCCACAGCCGUCAUCACCCUACCUGGGACCCGGCGCCUUCCCUCUCACCGACCUGCAGAGCUACGCAGGACACGCCCCUCGCCACACCCUGUCGCAGACGCUCAGCCAAUCGCAGAUGCUGCCCAGCAUUAGUGCCUCUCCCCCUUCCUCCUUCCAGAUCAGCCCACCCCUUCACCCCCACCAGCAGCUGUCCCUGCACCAGAGCUCGCUCCUCAACCAGCCUAUCCGCAUGCAGCAGGUCCAGUCCCAGCCAAUCAUCUCUCACCAGAUGGGGCUGCAGGCCUCUCUUCACUCCCCUCCUCCUGGGCAGCAGGGGUUUUCCCACCUCCAGUCAGAGUAUCAGAAGAGCAUUGGGGGUUCCCAGUCUCCAGGAGCUCCUGGUCCGGGAGUGGGUCAGAGCCAUGACUGGGACAGUGAAUACUGCAAUCGGGAGUGUGGCAACCACUGCAGUGGCAGCAUGAUAGGCAGGGACAAGCCACUCUACCUCACCUGAAACUGAAGAUCAUACUCCCGUCGACAAAUACGACACAGAGGAGUCUUCUCUCACCCUUGACAUCCCUCCUCCACUCUCUUCACUCUUACUUCCCCCACCCUCCACCCUCCCCCCAAACCUUCUUCUGAUGCACACACUUACAUACAAUGCACACUUACAUACAUGUACAUACAUACACACGCGCGCACGCACACACACACACACACAUACACACACACACACACACAGACACACACACAAACACACACACAAACACACAGUCACACACACACACACACACAGUCACACACACAUUCCGCCUCUCAAACACCAUGACCACCACAACCACAACCUUUUUUUGUCAGUGUAACUAUUAUUUCUCUCAGUUUUAGAGGAAUUUGUGACCAGAGUUUUUUGAGUAGAUGACUACUGUCUGUACCACUUAAUGUAUUAGCGGUCCUCUUGCUGUUUAAAUUUGCCAAGCACUUAUAAAGCCCCCACCCCCACCCCCUCCUGCUCCCCACCAACCCCACCUCCUUCUGAGUUGUGUGUCUAUUUGCCCGCUCUGAUACAAGCUGGGCUGUAGAGCACUCCUCUUUGUGUCACCAUCAAAGUCCCCUCAGGGACCCCAUCCAGCUUUAAUUAGAAUGAGAAGGAAAAAAAAUACUCAUUCUCUUCUUUAAUCAUCUUCUUUAAUUUCCUUUUUUUUCCUUUCCUUUUUUAUUGUGUUGUUGUUGCUGUUUUAUUUAUUUCUGGCUUGCAAAAUUGUUCCUUUUUUUUCUUUUUUUUGCCAAUAAGCGGUGGGCCCUGUACUGUAGAGAAAUAUUAACUUCUAGUAGGUUCAGCACAGGCCUUGAUGUUAUGGUAGCUUUGCUUAAGGGCCUGCAAAUUAAUACAAAAAGCUGGGAUGGGGAAAAGAAACAAAACAAAAGAAUCUUUUUUAAUAUUAAAGACCUGUUGAGGUCUACUGAGCUGUCACAGUGUGAUUGUAAAUAUCACUUUUAUGGGAUCAAAUUGGGAAUUGAAAGUCCAGAUAGAUUUGUUUCUUCUUUAAUAUUACAUGUAAGUCAUUCUGUGCGUGUGUGUGUGUGUGUGCGUGCGUGCGUGCGUGUGCGUAUGUCUGGACGUUAGAAUGUACCCCAUUCAUGACGCGUGCAGUUGAGUGUGUAUGUGUGUAUGUGUGUAUGCGCACGGGCACACACUCACGUGCAAGACUGUCUCAGUGUUCGAGUCUUUCUCUUGAAUUUUAACAGCCUUGUGCAGCUGGAUUUCAGAAGAGUAUUUCACACUCUCUUUCUUGCAUUAAAUCUGUGCUCACUGGUGUGUUUUUUCCAAUAAAGUUCAAUCUAAAACUGAAUACACAAUAUGUGUCCUGCAGAUCAUUAAAUGGAAAGAGCCAGGUGAGAAAUAGAGAGGAAAGAGAGAAAGAAACGGUGUGAGAUAAAAAUGAGAUAUAAUGUUGCAGGUAAAAAAAAGAAAAAAGAAAAAAACGAUAUUGCCUCAAAAUGCCCCCCCACCAUCCCUUUUCUUAUUUUGUCUGACCAUAAUGUCGAUUUUGUCUCCUCGACAUGCAGAGGUGAAGUAAUGACAUAUGUGAAUGGAGCCAUCACAUCCACAUUACAGUGAUUUUUAUAAGUUUCUAGUUGGUGUUUGGUUGUGUUGAUCUCAUCUUUUUUAACUUUUGUGUGAUUAACAGAAAUGCAUUUUGCUGACAAAGACAUGUUUUUAUCUCUUUACUGUAGCAUAAUUUCAGUUUUAGUUGUUACAGAACUAUAACAUUUUAAUUUGUGUAAAAAAAAAAGAAAAACCCUGCCAAUUGUAGUUAUUUUAUUUGUAAAGCCAGUAAUGAUAAAUAUUUUAAAUGGUUAUCAAUAUAUUGUUUUCGCUAGUUGCCCAUCAGCCAUUUGACAGGUUUUCUUAUUUAUGAAAGAAAUUAAAAUCACUUUUGCUUCUUACAAUGGAGGUGUAUUUUUAUUAUUAUUUUAUUGUUUUAUUUUCUCUUUGGUUUGAUAAAAAUGAUGAUGACCACAACAAUGAUUAUUUCUUUGUUUUUUACAUUUUAGGUGCUGCUCCUUUACUUUCCUUACCGGCAGCAUCUCUUUGUGUCACAAUGCUUCUUUUAUU